CCCUCUUUCCAGUUCCAGUUUUUAACAAGAGUGAGCAAUUUCGAGCGCGGGAAGCGGAUUCGUGAUAAUCGUGUUAAACGGCAACUUCUAUUCAGUGCGCACAAAUAACGGCUAUUGAUUAAGCUGGGCCAAGCGAUUAGUGCAUGCAAUUAAGUGGAAUUCAAAACCCAAAACCCCAAAAAGCGCCAUCGAAAAGCAACAACACACAGGGCCGUCGUGCAUGUGUGUGUGUGGUACAGUUGGGUAGAAAAACAUCGCCAUCGCGGGUUGCCACCUGGGUUGGCCAUUAUUGCCACCACUUUUGCUUUGCUGCUCCGCUACUGCAGUUCAGUUCGGUUGUUGUGGUGCAUCUUUGCGAGUUUUAAUUUUGCGCCUUUCUUUGCCUUGCCUACAAAAAGAACCUUCAACCAUUACAACUCGACACUCCAAAGUCAGUUGCCAAUUAAGUGUGGCCGUCAUCGCCGGAGAGCCAGCGUUGCAGCGAGAGAACAAAAAAGAAAAGAGAGCGCGGCGUUGUGAAAGUGCCAGCAAAAAGACUGUUUAAAGGCAAAAACAAACGCCUGAGAAAAUGUAAAGUGAUUUACAAAGCUACCCAUGAAAGAUGCGAGCUGGAAAAAAACAGGAAGCAGAAAGCAUAAAAACACGUCCUUGCAUCGUCUACGUGAAAAAUCUGCACGAGGAGGUUUCGCGUUCGCGAGGAGCAACGCCAGGCGGCAGACUGAGGAAGAGAGAUCACCAGCGGGAUUCGCAGCAGGAGCUGCGAGAGACCCGCACAAGUCGUCGCUCUGUGGUUCAGGAAAAGCCCACACCGCGUUCUAGGCACGCCGUGAAGCCAACGGCAUCGCCAUCGCCACCGGCACGUCCCAAAAUCGUUAGGGAGGCGACUAAGGAGCAAUCCACCAAUCUGGCCAAGCGACGCAAUACCCUGCUGAUGGGUGGUGGGCAACCCCAAGGCGGCAGUCACCACAAGCUGGGUCUGCUCAAGGCACAGCCACGGCGCUCCACUCCAGCGGAGUCGCCGAAGAUGUACAAGCAGUCGACGAACAAACAUGUAUCCGUGAGUCCACCGCCAACCAUAGCGGCUAGUCGAUCCAGGCGCUCUAUCAAGCCGAAUCCCAAAUACGCUAGCGAUGAUAUAGUCACGCCAAAGUACAUGGCCACAUUGGGCGAAGGCAGUGGGCAGUCAAUGACUGGACGUCAUGGCAGGCAGGUCAAGCUGUUUGAAGACAACGACGACAUCAGCGAUCUACUGGAUUUGGACGAGGACGAUGAUGAUGAGUUAGCCGACGCCGCGUUCAAUCCGCAAUUGCACAAGUCUGACGAAGAUGACGACGAUGAUGAGGAUGAGGACAUGAGCGAGGCAGAGUACGAACAGGAGCUGCGUCGCAAGCUACCGCCUGUUAAGCGUGGACGUGGACGUCCCCCGAAGAUUAAUAAUGCAAAUGUCGGCAUGCACAGCGCGGGAAACCUGACUUCCAGUGGGUCAACCGCGAAAAUAGCAAUAAAUUCGGCCGGUGGGCGCAAUGCACCCAGCAGUUUGCAGCAGUUACGUCGCACCAUGGCCGUAAAUAUGGCCAGAAGCAAUGCCAGCAUGACCGAGGGAUCGGGUUCCGGGUCAGCCACCGCUAAACGCAAACUGGAGGCCAGCGACAGCGAGAGUCCUGUGGCUCGCAAGCGUAUGGUAAUUUCCUCGACCAGUGGCACCCAGCAGCGCGGCGUUCCCGUAGUGAAUGGCGCCACCACCAAAUCGAGCACGCUUAGUGCGAGACCCAAGGUGGGUCAGGCGGGAAGUGGUUCAGCCAGGAUGCUACCACAGCGGCCGGGCAGUAGUUACAAGGUGAACUCAAACUCUAAUGCGGUAAACUCCACUCCUAUAACGCGCCCGACAAUCGAAAGAGCCUCUAAUAACGAUGCGAAAAAUGAGUCUGAGACCGACGAUGUUCCCACAUUUACUAUUGUCAACAUCGAUGACAUUAUUAAUCAGGACGAUGUGCUCAUUACCAGAUCACACAGUGCUGUUGCCGGUUCAUCAGGUGGUUAUCCCAGCAAAAAGCUUGCUGUGGGCAGGCCCCGUACUAGAAAUAUCCCCUCUAGCAAUUCGGGGGCUGGUGAGAAGAAAUCCAUCACUGUCAACUCGGAGAAAACCAUUCACACUGCUUCAAGUAACAGCAUAGCUAAUCAGGCCAAACGCAUCAAGAUCCUGGCCAGCAACAGCAGUGUAAACACCAAAUUGGGACCCGUGCAUAUCCAAUGUCAAAGUCAAAUCCAAACCCAACCCAAGCCCAGGCCGAGGAUACUAAAUUCGGAAAUGGGCAAGAAGACGCAAUCAAUGAAGCCACUAAUGAGCAUGGGCAAGGAGUUGUGUCCCACGGAUGUAGACACCGAAGAGGACGACCCGGACCCAGAUCUGGACUUUGAUGACGAUGAGAUACCGGCAUCGAUUGUGACCCGAAAGAAUCCGAAACAGACAGCGACCCCAGCAGCUUCUGCUGCAGGAGGAGGGCCAACAACAGCAAUCAACAAGUGGAACAACAAGCGGCGAAAUGUGCUGUCCACGACGGCUUCUACCGUAAAUGCUCGUGCGGACAGAAAGUUGACCAAACUGUUGGGGGAUGUCGAUGAUCAGCCGGUCUUCAAGAAGCCAAGCUUGAGUCCGCAAAGCAGGAGUAAAGAAAACCAGCAUCUUCAACAGGAGCAGCGCGACAAGGAAGAGAUAGCGCAAAAGGUGUCACCAGCGGUUAGUGGAGGAUCAGAGGAUACCAGCAAUCCCCAAUACUUUCCGCCCGAGACCACCACUUUUUGCGAGGAGGAUGGGCGCGUGGUAAAAAAGAUCACCUGCUACGAAAAUUGGCACGUGAUCAACACGUCCAAGGAGUCACCUAAUAAGGCGACACGCCAUCAGCGCACCUGCCUGGAGCUGGCGCUGGUCAAGCUGGCUAAUGUCGCAUCCAGGAUAAGGUUGCCUUCAGGCAAAUGGACCACCAAGGUGACCCUAUACAAAGUGUCGCCUUCGCUUAUGACCCGCCAGACAAUGACUAUCUAUACGGGCGAUCUCAAGGCGUAUAACAUACCCGAGGAGGACCGGCACAAGUACCAGCCGUCAUGCGUGCUCUUCCGCCGUGUCGUAAUGGACAGAAAUAAGUCCCGAGUGCCCUAUGACCGGGCCAUUAUCUUUAAGAACAAGUGUUUUUAUGCAAACAUCGAUGGCAAGCAUGUGAAUCUAAUAGGCGCCCCCGAAACGGUGACCACUAUCAAGGAUGUGGAGAUCCUGCUGGACAUUGUCGACCGUCUUUCGCUCAGCAGUAUCCUGGUGGAGACGGUCAAUACCAAGUGAGAUGUAGAUCAGAUCUUGGACCCACUAGGAACACGUAUCACAUUGUAAAAAAUAAUUCACGCACCCCACACAAAAACGGACACUCGAUAAUUUGUUUUAUGCAGUAGCAAACCGAUACUAUAAACGUUUUUUUUUUGUAAAACCAUUAACUUAGUUGUAAUAGUUAGUCUAGCGUAAUUAUAUAUAUAUAUCGUAUAUCGUAAACAGCAUACGGACAUGCAUAAAUACAGACGGGAGGUGUAUCUAUGUACUAUAUACUAAACAUUUAAACUGAUUAUGUCGCAGAAUUAUAUGAAAGUGAGACGUUUGGCUGAGGUAACAAUUCUGAUUUUAAUUUUAAUGUCUAAAAAGGCGUUGGCGCCCCAAAAGACUUCCCCCUUAAAGAAUAACAGAUCGAAAACUUUUUUAAACGGCAAUUAUGUAAAUCGUAGUUCAUUUAUAUAUGUAAACCAGGGCGUACACAUGUGUGUUUACGCUAAACUUGAGGAAUAGCUUUUAAGUCGAGUGUAUAUUUAAUUGAAAUCCCCUUUCAAGAAUACAAAUAAAAGAGAAAACUGAUUUAAAUAA
This is a messenger RNA of Drosophila eugracilis, 3901 nucleotides long. RefSeq lists its product as uncharacterized. The record is from RefSeq and is a predicted model, not a curated record. Bases 602 to 3334 code for a protein of 910 amino acids. NCBI's taxonomy places the organism in Eukaryota, Metazoa, Arthropoda, Insecta, Diptera, Drosophilidae. The transcript has 2 exons.